Messenger RNA from Solanum verrucosum, 914 nucleotides. RefSeq lists its product as uncharacterized. The transcript has 3 exons. Bases 157 to 645 code for a protein of 162 amino acids. Lineage: Eukaryota; Viridiplantae; Streptophyta; Magnoliopsida; Solanales; Solanaceae. The record is from RefSeq and is a predicted model, not a curated record.
UUAAAGUUUCAUCUUUGCUGGAAUACAUAUCCUAAAUUCUUUUCUCCAAUCAACAUCCCAAAAGACAAAUCUUGUACACAAAAAUCAUAAAUAUCAUGUUCAUAAUUUUGUUUCAAUUUCUCCAAAAUUUGCUAAAAUCACAAUCAUAAAUGUAAAAUGUCUGGUUUAUUUGUUGGAAUUCUGUGUACUGCAAAAAGGGGUUAUCAGUUCAGAUCAUUUGAUUCACUUGCCCCUUCUGCUUCUUCCAUGAUAGAGCAAAGAAGUAUAGGAAGCCAUGGAUAUAACAAUGAGGAUUUAGGUGAAAAAGCUAGAGAAGCCAAGCAGAGAUUGGAUCACAAGCUAAGAAGGACUAGAAGUAAAGACGAAAGAUUCAAGGAUGUCGAAGACAGGCAAGUAGAAUCAAAUACUCUGCAGAAGAAAGAGAUGUCUGGACUGAAGCAAAAUGGGAUAAAGACAUUUAGCAGGGUAAUAAAGCAAUGGAACGAUAUCAAAAAUGAAGAAUGCACCAUUUGCUUGGGCCAAUUCAAGGUUGGUGAUAACCUAAUGCAUUUGCAAUGUGACCACAAAUUCCAUUCAUGUUGUUUGGUUCCAUGGUUGGAGAAUUAUGCAUGUUGCCCUUGCUGCAGAAUUGAGAUUGUCACUUGAAAAAAAUGUAUCGCGCAUAGUUUGUAUAAAGAAAUCGGGAUUCAUAUAGUUGACCCCAGUUUGUUUGGAACGAGGCAUGAAGUGAGGAUUCAUAUAUCCGACCCUAACUUGUUUGGAACUGAGGCGUAGUAACGGUUGUUGUUUGUGGAGUUUGUAUAGAUGAAGUUUGAAAUAAGAAGAUUGUAUCAUGGAAUUUGGAUCAAGUACUUGGUUACUAGAGAAGUUUGAGAACUUAAUUACUUAUUAUUCAUAUCUAAUUCUUCAUGCAA